Messenger RNA from Micropterus dolomieu (smallmouth bass), 1364 nucleotides. It is a transcript of the gene sprn2, whose product is annotated as shadow of prion protein 2. Bases 193 to 726 code for a protein of 177 amino acids. The record is from RefSeq and is a predicted model, not a curated record. Lineage: Eukaryota; Metazoa; Chordata; Actinopteri; Centrarchiformes; Centrarchidae. The transcript is spliced from 2 exons.
AAUGAGCAGGUGCAAGACAGAGUGAUCCACUUCACCUGAUAACGUCGUCAGGAGGACGACAGGCUGGCCCUGAAACAUACUUCUCACUGUCAGAGGAGCUGCAAACACACGCUCUCUGGUUUUUACCGUUGGAAGAGGAGCAUCAUCUGAACCGCUGCACUGCAGACAGCCACUCAACAGCAUAAAAAAAUCAUGUCUGGCCUGCAGAAACUCUCCCUCACAGUUGCCCUCUGCCUGCUGCUCCUUGCCACACUGUUGCCCAGCUCUGAGGCCCGGCGUGGAGGUGGUGGUGGCUUUGGCCGAGGUGGAGGAGGCUUCGGCCGAGGUGGAGGUCGGGGCUGGGGCGGUGGUGGUGGCCAGGCCUACAGACCCAUCCAGAGCAGUGGCCCCAGUGCAGGGAAAGUAGCUGGGGCAGCUGCAGCGGGCGCAAUAGGAGGAGCAAUGAUCGGGUCUGCCCUGAGCCGCCCUGGGUACGGGUAUGGAGGGUAUGGAGGAGGGUAUGGAGGAUAUGGGUAUGGAGGGGGCUAUGGAGGAGGGUAUGGCUAUCCACAUUAUGGAGUUGGUGGUGGCUACGGCCCCAGGCCUGGCUAUGGCUAUGAACCAGAGGGCUCUGGAGAUAUGGAGUACUAUACUGGAGCAUCUAGCGGCCCCAUCUACAACAGCAUCAUCGUUGUCAUUGGCUCCCUGAUGUCCCUGCUGAUUGGCCACUGGGUGGCAGUCAUGUAGAGCAGGAGACAGAGCUGGGAUCCUUAAAACAGACACAGACCCUGACUAAAAAUAACCCACAGCCUGACAGAAGACAUUUUUUGGUUUAAAGUCAAAUAUGAAAUAUGACCCUUGAAAUAUGAAAAGCUGUGGUCAGUUUGUUUCCCCGACACUUGGCCCUCCAUGUAGACAGGAAGAGGAAUUUUGACCCAUUUAACCUCUACAACAUGCCGGUGUGAUGCCACAUUUCAGUCUGCAACUGUACUGACAAACAAAGAAAACCACUUCCUGUAGAUAUUUAUUGUCAUUCCCAUUUCUCUUAAUGUGGUCAGUCUUUUUGUACUUUUCAUGAUUGUGGUGGUGACGGCGAUAUUUAUGAUGGAGAUGAUUUAAAAUGUGUUCUGGCAAACACAUUCUCUGUAGUCAAUCUGUAACGAUAGACCAGGAAUAAAUUAGAUUAGUUUAUUCAUGUUAAGCCUACCUCAAGAAGCCGGAGUUUAAGAGCAGCUACACAUUUAAUUUGAUAAUGCCAUUUCUCAGUAUAUUCUUCAUAACUUAAUCUUUUAGAGCGUUUUUCAAUCUGCCUGCUCUGUAUCUUGUUAUAUUUUCAGUACAUUGCUUGUAUACUUAUACCUUAUUAAAGUACAUGUUUUAUGCCA